GUAAUGCUUUGGAAAACGAUCAUGAACACAUGUCGAGUGACUAUGAGUGUGGUAACAACAUAUAGGUGGUGUCAGUGCUUUUUUCUAUUAUAUGGAGUUUGAGAUUCAUCAUUAAAACAUGAAAAACCGUUUCCUCCUGCUCAUAACAACCAUUCUUCUAAUAUUAACAACAAUCCAGUGCUCUGAUGAAGCUGACAAUGAUGAAAACGAUUUCAAAAGUACUGAAAACAGCUACAAAAAUAACGAAAAUGAGCCCAACAAGAAUGAAAAAUCAGAAGACCAGGGAGAAAUUGGCAACGAUUUAUUGAAAAACCUGGAAAAACUCUCGAAUUUCCUGGGCGACAGCGAAGAGUCAUCUAGUGACGAAGACCGGAUAUCCGCUUACGAAACUGCUGACAACAGCACUUAUUGUUAUUCCAGGGAUGAAAACCCCUACACGUAUUUUUCGACUAAAACCCUCUACCCCGCGGUACAACGAUUCUGCUCAUUUUGAACCUGUACCAGGUUGCAAGUCAAAAUACAUUUGGAUGACAAUGAGACACGGAAUCAGGUAUGCCACUACAUCCAAAUGCAUUCAAUACAUCCAGCUUACUGACUUCAGGGACAAAAUUAUCGAGAAUGUUGGCAAUGGGAAAACCAAGCUCUGUAUAGAAGACGUUUUUGGUUUUUUAUUUUGGAUGCCUGACGAUUUGAGAGAGGCAAAACCCAAUGGUCUAACACCCAAUGGUCGAGCACAAAUUCUGGAUUUCGGAAAACUUUUGAAAAAUAAAUUCUGUCAUCUAUUCCCAGAGCAAUAUGACCCCGAUAAAAUUCAGAUAGAUUACACAGAAGAAGAAAAGUCGAUUGACUCGGUUGAAGCCAUGAUGGAGGCUCUUUUCAAUAAUAAAUCUCUCCCUAGCGACCCUACAGGAGCUCUCAGUAAGCAGCUCUACACGAAGUGCAGACGUCCCAAAUUCAAUAUGGACUGGGAAACAAAGCAAAACUUCACCUAUCUGAUGGAAAACAGUCCACAGGCUGAAGAGAUGUGUCUCAGAGUAUCUGAAAAACUUGGAUUAUUGGAUGAGCCUCUUGAUUAUAAUAAUGUUUCAAUUCUGUACAACGCUUGUCAGUAUGAGUUGGCCUGGGGCAGACUUACAAGCCCUUGGUGUUCUGUAUUCGAAAAGGAAGAUUUAGAGUUGAUGGAAUAUAUUGGUGACUUGAGUUACUACUAUUUCUGUGGCCCUGGAAACCCCUACAAUAUGAUUCAAGGAUGUCUCUUACUCAAAGACCUCAUCCUCCAACUCCUUUCAGCAGCAGAAGCGUUCGAGAAUAACCUGCCGCACCACACCGUGUCACUGUACAUGGGCCAUUCCACCUCAGUGCUGCAUAUAGCUGCUCAGCUGGGAAUAAUCAACGAAGAGGAACACUUGACACAUCUCAACUAUGAGAAGAACAGCGCUACCAGGCGAUACCGCACCUCCAUUGUGGCUCCCUACACUGCCAACCUCAUCGUUAUACUCUAUGAAUGCACAUUCAACGACAGAUACCAAAUCAAAAUCCUGCUGAACGAGAAACCCGUCCUGUAUCCAGGCAUCUGCGACCCUGACACCGGACUCUGUUCCCUGCACAGCUUUCAGAAGCUGUUCCGCGACUUCAUCAGCUGGGAGGAGUGCAGUCACAACUACUGCACGCACUCUAUCGACCAGAUGUGCUACUACCUCAACGUUCCCGAGCACGAGUGUAACAUUGUCAAGUCGGAAAUCAACAAUCUGAACCGGAACGACGAGAAAUCAGCCGGUGGAUCCCAGAACGAUCCCAACCGUGACGUCCACGAGCAGAAAGCAACCGAUGGUUCCCAGAACGAACCCAACCGUGACGUCCACGAGCAAAAAUCAACUGGUGGAUCACAGAACGAUCCCAAGCGUGACAAUCACGAGCAGAAAGCAACCUUCGGUCCCCAGAACGAACCCAAAGUGGAACGGAGACCAAGGAAAAUGAGUCCCCUGAACGCAGUCAUUGUUUUCGUUGUUCUUAUGGCGUUCGCUUAUACGGUGGUCACAGUUUUGGAUAGGUAUUAUCCUCUGUCGGUUGCUGAAAAGAAGAAAAAGGACCAGGAGCACAAACAAAAGAAGAAAGAAGUGAAAACAUCGCGAACUCUCAAUGACAUGGAGAAACAGUCUUCAAAAGAAGUCAAGAAAGCGAAAUGAACGUGAACACAAAUUGAGAAUUUUCAUAAAAUCAUGAAGUCAUCAUCUCUCAUUUUUUCUAUACUUUCUACAUUACUGAUUAUCAUCACUGUUUACAAUACAUAAAUUGAUAUUAAAGAGCGAUUUGUGUUUUGGUUUUUAUAUAUUCAAUAAUUCUUUAAACAAACAUCAA
Messenger RNA from Nilaparvata lugens (brown planthopper), 2358 nucleotides. Its product is annotated as multiple inositol polyphosphate phosphatase 1. The coding region runs from base 423 to 2186 and encodes 587 amino acids. Gene Ontology annotation, molecular function: acid phosphatase activity; inositol phosphate phosphatase activity. NCBI's taxonomy places the organism in Eukaryota, Metazoa, Arthropoda, Insecta, Hemiptera, Delphacidae. The transcript has 11 exons. The record is from RefSeq and is a predicted model, not a curated record.